AUGGCCGCCUCGACAGAGUCAUACCUCAUCAUAGGCGCUGGCGUUUUUGGCGCCUCCACAGCCCUGCACUUAGUCCGCGCCUAUCCCGACGCCAGCAUCACCCUCGUCGACCGUAACGCCUAUGACGCCCCGAUCCGCGUCGCCGCCUCCUGGGACUGGAACAAGGUUGUGCGCGCCGACUAUGUUGAUAUUGAGUACAUGCGCCUCUGCCUCGAAGCCAAAAAGUACUGGUCCGAGGACCCGAUCUGGAAACCAUACUACCACGAAAGCGGCGUCUACUGGGUCUCGCCGAAUAACUUUGCAGAACAAAUGCAAGAGAACUACAAGAAGCUCGGAGUCGACUCUGGGUUGUUCUCUUUCUCUGUCGAGGAGGCGAAGAAGCAGUAUGGCGGCAUUUUCAAGGAUGCUGAUUUCACUGAUGUGAAGGAGGUCUUUGUCAAUAAGAAUAGUGGAUGGGGUGAGGCGAAGGAGGCAUUGCAGAGAACGAUCGAAGAGGCUGUGAAGCUCGGGGUGAAGUACAUUGAGGCAGAAGUUGAAAAAAUUGAGUUCGAUGACCAUGGUGCUGCAACCGGUAUCAAGACGUCAAAGGGCGAGAGUCUUACCGCCUCACGAGUUAUUCUGUCAACAGGCGCUUACACGGCUAAGUUGCUUGCUGAUAGCGCACCCGCAAGAAAAGACCUUCAAGCUGGUGACAGGUUCGUAGCAGCAGCUGUUACCGAGGGGUUUACGCCUGUCUCUGGGGAGAAUGCAAAGGACUAUUACGACGGGCCAGUUGGCAUCUCCAUGGUGCCCCCAUCGAGAGGCGCAAGCAACGGAAGUGUUCCCCAUUCCAAAGACAAGACCUUGAAAUUCUGGGGUCAGAUCAUCUUCAGAAACACUCAGACUCAUGCAAACGGAAGCCAGAUAUCUGCACCUCCCCCGGCAGUUGACUAUGCGCAGCUCGAGGUACCAGAUACUCUGAAAGAAGAUGUUGACUAUGCUGGAAAGAGCCUGUUUGGGAAAGGAAGCGAAACAUUCAAGAACGAGAACUAUCGUAUCUGCUGGGAGGCUGUCACGCCCGAUGAAGACUUUAUCAUCUCUCCACACUCUGCAAGCAAGAAUCUCUACGUCGCAACCUGCGGAUCUUUCCACGGCUGGAAGUUCCUGCCCAUCCUGGGUAAAUAUGUCGUGCAGAUGCUCGACGGAUCUCUCGAGGAGACUUUGGUAAAGAAGUGGUCAUGGGACCGAACAUUCCCAUCGCCCACUCACAGGGCCUGGCCUAGAAGAGAAUUGAGCGGUCUGAAGUAA
This is a messenger RNA of Colletotrichum abscissum, 1287 nucleotides long. RefSeq names its product FAD dependent oxidoreductase. NCBI's taxonomy places the organism in Eukaryota, Fungi, Ascomycota, Sordariomycetes, Glomerellales, Glomerellaceae. The transcript is spliced from 3 exons. The record is from RefSeq and is a predicted model, not a curated record. Gene Ontology annotation, molecular function: flavin adenine dinucleotide binding; L-pipecolate oxidase activity; proline dehydrogenase activity. Bases 1 to 1287 code for a protein of 428 amino acids.